Molecule: messenger RNA, 1167 nt
Organism: Vicia villosa (hairy vetch)
Lineage: Eukaryota; Viridiplantae; Streptophyta; Magnoliopsida; Fabales; Fabaceae
Exons: 2
Coding region: 1-1167 (388 amino acids)
Source: RefSeq, a predicted model, not a curated record
AUGAAAAUUCCUUCUCUCAAGUGUGCACCAUCACCUAAACCUGAAAACAAGUCAAAACGCAGACGCCUUGUUAAGCAAUAUGAUCCAACUCAACCAUUAACAACAGGUCUCGAUUCCUCCAACUCUCCAAAUAGUCCCAUUCCACUAUCUGUGGCUCUUCCAAAUAUUGCUGACCUAGAAUCUCCACAAAAGUCAUCACCAGUUUCUCCUCAUAACUCUAAAUCUAUCUCUCCAAACUCAAAGGAAAUUUCUACACCAUCUCCUGAAACCACACAGUGCAUUGACCUAACUUCUACCUCACCAAUCCUUGCGGAAUCCUCACCACAAACUGUUGUCAUCUCUCAUGCUUCUGUUUCUCUUCAAACUGAAACUCUCUCUAAUGUUGAAAAUCUUUCAACUCUGGAGACCUCUGACACUAACAUGGUGAACAUAUUUGCAUUUGAAAACUGUCUUUCAAGUCCUCCUGCUGAUCACUCUCACCAGCCCCACUCACCAUUAUCUCCACAUACUCAUGCUUCCAAUCCAAACCUGGAUGCUCAGCUGUCCUCUCUCAUAUCCACGAUUGAAGCUGAAUUAUUCACUCCACCUCCUUCAAAUCAACACACUUCAAUUAUCCCCCAUAUAGAAGCAUUCUUCAACAACUCCAUUCAACUACCUGAACAAACUGGUGUUACAGAAACAUAUGUUAUGCCUUCUGUUCCUCAAUCUGAUCCUUAUGCCUUCCAAGCAAACUCUCCAAUUUUUUCCUCCCCAAAGGAAGAAGAUAACAACUCUUUCAAUGUUCAAACACUUCUUGCUCCAAGGUAUGACUCAUCACCUCCAAGAAACACCACUCAUAACUCCAAUACUCUUCCUCAGAAUCCCAUUGUAUCCCUCACAUCCUCAUUCUUUAACAAUUUCCCCAGCAUUGGAAAUCGUCCUCCUGUCUUUCCUAGAUCUACAACCUCAACUGAUCCGGUUAACCCCCAUCAGGACAUUACUCUUCGAUCACUUGCCGCCCUACAAAAGCAAGGCAUGGCUUACCAAAAAUUUUGGGUUGAUUACUUCACUGAACAUGCUUGCCCUCGGUUUCCAGGAAUGCCUCCUCCGGAUCCCUCUCAGAUUCAAUUUCCUAUUCUGCCAUUAUCUUCUGAGGCAACAUGUGAUGAUGAACCAUCUGUUCCUUAG